Auanema sp. JU1783 is the source of this 459-nucleotide messenger RNA. Lineage: Eukaryota; Metazoa; Nematoda; Chromadorea; Rhabditida; Rhabditidae. The record is from the annotation of a GenBank genome assembly.
AUGUCCACUCAACAAGAUGAGGCUCAUCUUGCUGAUUUGAAGAAGAAGAGAACUUUCCGUAAGUUCACCUACCGUGGUGUUGAUCUCGAUCAACUCCUCGACAUGUCCAGAGAACAAUUCGCUAAGCUCUUGCCAUGCCGCAUGCGUAGACGUCUUGCUCGUGGACUUAAGAGAAAGCACUUGGGUCUCCUCAACCGUCUCCAAAAGUCCAAGAAGGCUGCUUCCGUCCUCGAGAAGCCAGCUUGCGUUAAGACUCAUCUCCGUGACAUGAUCAUCCUCCCAGAAAUGGUCGGAGCUGUCGUCGGAAUUUACAACGGAAAGGUUUUCAAUCAGACUGAGAUCAAGCCUGAGAUGAUUGGAUACUAUUUGGGAGAGUUCGCUAUUACCUACAAGCCAGUCAAGCACGGUAGACCCGGUAUCGGAGCUACCCACUCUUCCAGAUUUAUUCCUCUUAAGUAA